AUGCAACCGGUGCUCCGGAAGUUGAUCAUCAAGCCGCAUUGGAUGUUCGCCCUGGACAAUCUGAUCCGAUCAGCUGUGCAAACUGCCGUCCAAAUCCUCAGCCCUGAUUUGUCGGCGGUACUCCAGGUCCACGAUAUCAAUUCGCCGUCAACGAGCGGAGUCCAACGACCAUCCGUCAGUCGGGAGAGUGCUGUUAGUGAAGCAGAAACCGGAGACAGCCGUCCCCCAUCCGCGCCGCCCGCCUUCGACUCGUCGGUGGUACGCGAGAGACGAGAUAACCUGAAGAAUGUCCACGAGGAGAAUCGACAGCUCUUCGAUCAGUUGCUCGAGGUGGAGCGCGAGCUGAACACGCUGCUCCGACACGCCGAUGAGCUUGUCACCUGGCUGCGAAGUCUGGAUGUCGAUGACCACUCAAUCGCCUGCAUCAUCAGAGAGGGCUACACAAAGCCGGACAUCUUGGAGUACGUCGGCAGGGAGGAGCUGAGGCAGUGUGGCGUUGCAGGCGGCGCCUCAUGUCGAAUCCUGCGAGCCUGCCAGGAGGCGCGGUCGCGUCGCGGGCACGUCUUACUGUCACCACCCUUGAGGUCCCGCGACGAUUCCCUCGACGACUACCAUUCUUCUAUGGCUGAUGACGUCACUACAGAUGUUCAGUACCACCAU
This is a messenger RNA of Mesorhabditis spiculigera, 660 nucleotides long. The record is from the annotation of a GenBank genome assembly. NCBI's taxonomy places the organism in Eukaryota, Metazoa, Nematoda, Chromadorea, Rhabditida, Rhabditidae.